CUUCAUUUCACCACCUUCACCUGUCUCUUUCUUGCACGAGGCAAUACUUCUCACGAUUCUCUUGCUAGCAGGUCACAUAGCAUCCCAUCACGCAUCACGUCACCCACACUGAAAUCGACCAGCGACCGCCCGUCUAGAGCCCCGUUUUAGACGACUCAAAAGGCAACUGUCCCUCGCGUCACCUCACCCCGCGUGACGUCCAUUCUAGAUUUGCUUAUACUCGCCCCCCGCUGCCAGAAGUCUGUAUUCUCGUCGGCGCCCUCCCCGGCCCCGCAAUGCCCGCUCGUCCGCUUGCUGCUGCUGAUAGCGCCGCCAGCGCUGGUGGCGCCACGUGGCAAGGCUCGGCGGGUUCGGCGGCGGGUUCGGCGGCGGGAGAUGCGGCGCAGUUGGCGGGGAUGGACGAGAGCAUGCAGGCGCUGCGGGAGGUGGUGGUGUGGCCGAUUAAGUACGCCAAAGAGGCAGCUGCUUUAGGCUUAAAGUGGCCGUCAGGCGUGCUGCUGUACGGCCCGCCAGGCACAGGCAAGACUCUAAUGGUCCGGGAGACUGCUCGCGAGUGCAACGCACGGCUCUUCACAGUCACGUCCUCGUCUAUCUUCGGAGCAUACGCAGGGGAGAGCGAGAGGCGGCUGAGGGACGUCUUUGACGAGGCUAGAGGGGGAGGGCAGGGGAAGGGAGGUGCGAAGGGGGUUGUGGGGGGAACCUCGGAGGGAGCUGCUACAGAUUUGCGGCCGUCGAUUGUGUUUAUUGAUGAGAUCGAUGUGCUGUGCCCCAAACGAGACUCAAGGCGGCAGAACGAGACAAGAAUAGUAUCUCAGCUUCUCACUUUAAUGGACGGCAUCUCUUCCUCCGCACUCCCCUCCUCCUCCUCUCCUCUCCCCUCCUCGUCCUCGCAACCCCCCUCAUCCCAACCCUCUCGCCCACUUGUCAUCAUCGCUGCAACAAACCGACCAAACGCACUAGAUGCCGCGUUACGCCGGCCGGGAAGAUUCGACCGCGAGAUCGCAAUCAACGUGCCGGGCACACAGCAGAGAGAGGCGAUCCUCAAGCUGCACGCGCGCUCCCUGCCCCUGCAUGCUGACGUGGACAUGCGCCAGCUGGCGGCGCGUUGCAAGGGCUACGUGGGCGCUGACCUGGCAGCGGUGUGCCGCGAGGCUGCGCUGGCCGCUAUGAUGGAGAUGGCUGGUGGGGCAGGGGAGGUGUUUUCUGGGGGAGGCGUGGCUGGUGGGGAAGAGGAGAGGGGGGAGAAGGAGGGGGAAGGGGGAUCUGCAGAGAGGUCGGACGGCAGUGGUUGCACUGCCAGGGAAAAUGGCAGCAGCAACAGCAGCAGCAACAGCAGCAGUUGUGUCACCAGCCGUUCUGGCGAUCUUACCGUAGCAGCCAGUAGCAGCUGCAGCAGCACCAAAAACGGCACAGGCAGCACAGAAAACGGCAUUAGCAGCAAAGAGAAUCCCACAAGCAGCAGUGCUGUAAGCAGUGCCGACAGGGGCAGCAGCAGUGUAGGUCUAGUGGCGAUGCGGCACUUUGACGCUGCUCUCUCCCGCGUGGGCCCCUCCGUGACUCGCGGCGUGGCGGCAGAGCUGCCAGCUGUCACAUGGGACGACGUUGGAGGGUUGGGUGGAGUCAAGAAGCGGCUGAGGAUGGCAGUGGAGUGGCCUCUGCAGCACCCUGCGGCCUUCCUUCGCCUCGGGCUGACCCCUCCUCGAGGGGUGCUGCUGCACGGGCCACCAGGGGGCGGCAAGACAAUGCUCGCGCUGGCCGCAGCCCAUGCCUCCAAGGCCACCCUCUUCUCGCUCAGUGGAGCGGAUCUGUUCUCAAUGUACGUGGGCGAGGGCGAGGCCAUGCUGAAAGACACGUUCCGUUUGGCUCGCAUGGCGGCUCCCAGCGUGGUCUUCGUGGACGAGGUGGACGUGGUGGGGGGGCGCAGAUCUGAUGCGGAGAGCUCAGGAGGAGGAGGAGGGGGGGGCAGUGUGGGUGAGAGGCUGCUGGCAGCGCUGCUCACUGAAAUGGACGGUCUGCAGUCACUCACUGCUCCCAUCGCACCAACAAGCAGCACAAGCAGCACAAGAAGCACAAGGGAAGGCAAUUCUGACGCUGUGUCCACUCCCUCGUCCUCCUCCUCCUCCUCGGUCCUGGUGAUCGCAGCCACCAACCGCUUCCGAGCCUUGGAUCCCGCGAUCAUCCGCCCCGGACGAUUCGACUCGAUCAUCUAUGUGCCCCCCUUGGACGAAGCGGGGAGGCUGCACGCGCUGCAGAUCCACACUGCCGCCAUGCGCCUUGCUGCUGACGUCAGCCUGCCAGCUGUCGCCGCCAGCACGGCGCUGUUCACUGGUGCUGACGUGGCAGCCCUGUGCAGGGAGGCCGCCUUGGCGGCGUUGAGGGGGGAGGUUCUUGAAAGUGGGGAAGGAAAGAGUCAACCAGCAGCUGAGGAUACAGCACGAGGGGAUGCAGGAUUAGAAACAGAAACAGCUGCAGAAGCAGAAGCAGGAGCAGGAGCGAGAGCAAGUUGGGGUGGAGGUUCAGCGAUGGCCGGCCUUGAGGCUCCUAAAGAGGGGACGGGAGGAGUGGCUUCUGGCUCGCCGUGCGUUGCUCAGCGGCACUUUGACAGUGCUUUGAUGGUGGUUCGCCCCUCGUUGAGUGAGCUGGAGGUCCAAGCGUACGAGCAAGAUGCAUGAGGGAUGCUCUGUAGAAUCAAAGGUGUAUUGAUGGUUCAGCACAGCAAAGGUGCAAAAGGUGAGCAAAGGUAUGUUGAUGGUGACUUUUGAGGUGCUCACUGUUAGAAAACUAGAAUGAAUUAGAAAGAAAAGGGAACAAGGGAGAUAUAGGGUUUGGGUUGUAGUCUCUAAGAACACACACUUAUUCUAGCCUAUAACUUCUACAAGCAAAUGCAUAUAUAAGUUGACACACCCCCUAGGCUAGAUAAGGGGUAGUGCUGAGCAAGAAGCACACAGCUCAGGGUGGCACUGUCAAACAUGUGUAUUUGUCAUGUUUGUAU
Molecule: messenger RNA, 2992 nt
Organism: Closterium sp. NIES-67
Lineage: Eukaryota; Viridiplantae; Streptophyta; Zygnematophyceae; Desmidiales; Closteriaceae
Source: the annotation of a GenBank genome assembly